AGCCGGCGCCAUUUUACAGUCGCAGUCGCCUCAGUGUCGUGUGUGUCGGAAAGAGACCUGAAAGCGCAAAGCUCGUCGAAUUUUAGUAGCUAAUUUUUAAACGUAAGCUCCUGUUUUUGCUGCAGCUUUUUUGAACAACGGCGACCCGACUCCAUCAGACAACAGUGGAAGAGCGAGAAAAUAAAUGUUUCAAUGAGGAGUGGAUUUGAACCUGUUUAAAGCUAAUUGUAGAAUCAAACACCAGUAUACCAAUUAAACCCAGAACCUGAAAUGCAGCCCAGUUAUUUUAGUGUCCAAGCACAUCAUCUUACUAGCUGAGAAAACAUUCUUUAAAUCUGUAAUAUCAUUCAUCAGAUGGGCUUUCUUGUAGUCCAUGUAUCACUACAUUUACUCUGCCCCAGUCAAACUGUAGGAAUGUUAUGAUUUUAGGUGAUUUCUUCUACACACUAUGGAAUUCCAAAGAUACAACAUCCUUGGGGCCUUUUCAUGUUAUGAUUGCCAUUGGAAUACUUUAAGAAAACUUAAUCAGCUAUGAUGAUGCAAGCCCAAUACUGAUAUUCAAACUUACACCAGAAAGCUUAAAAACAUUUUAAUUAAGUAGUUGCAUUAAUUAAGGUUGGUUACUGAGCUCAAACCAAAAGCUAAAAGGUGUAUAAUGGCUUUGGAUUACUUACCUAAGACAUUAAAUAGAAACUAAAGUAUAGUGUGAAGCUGAACCCAGGACAUGUCAGAAUAAUUUCUGAUUUCCUGUCCUGGUGAAUAUCCGCAUUUUUGUUGCAUAUAGUGAAACAAUGCAUGGUUUAGUUGGUCUGUAUUAAGGAACCACGUGGUGUUUUCUAGAUUAUGUAUGACUUGUAUAUACUUGUUUCACUGUUAAAAUGGAUUUCGUCUUUAGGUAUGGAUGCCUUGAAUUUUGAAGAACCAUUCACAUUUCAGAAAUGAAAUGUCUACAACUGUCCUACCAACAUGUUAUUAUUUUGCUGGUUAUUUCCGUUAGCAUGCUGACAACAGAUGUAGGGAUGUUUGGAGGUGGGGUUGUGUUUAGUGAGGUGUCUUUAAUGAUGUGUCUGCUAAUCCAUCAAUGGCUAGGCUCACUACAUCCUGUAAAUUGAAGGCUACUGGGAGGCUAACUUAACUGAAAGUUCAAGACUGCAAAGAUGCCUGCUGAUAUACACUGGGCACCACCUCACAGUGAGAGAAAGUAAAUGCUGACAUAACUUCCUCUCCACAAGGGCACUGAACAUUGACAAUGAAUAGGUAACCCCUAAUUACUUAUUAUGUUAGUGUUUUUGUACUACUGUCACUGCAAUACAUAAAAGGAAUACUUAGAAUCCUUAACCUGAAGUGCCUAUUGAGAAGACGGCAGUAAAAUGCUUGUCAAAAACUCCAAUGCUCUCCAUGAAGUCUUAAUCAGACAGAAAGGGGACAAGCAAAAUCUAUAUAUCAGAUAUAUAGAUGAGGGGUUACCUGCUGGAUUUAACUGUACCGAGCCUUGCAACAGUGAUGAAAGUUUAUCUUGUAACAUUAUCUCAUUGUCAAACUUUGGAAAAUCAGACCACACUCCAUUAACUCCCCUGUGGUGCACCAUGGGAAGUGCCUGCCUUAGGAAGGGUUCAUACUGAGGUGAAGCGUGGCCUCGGAUCAUACUGUAGUUAGGCUGUGGGUUCUGUGCGUCUCAGCUCUGUUCCAGCAGUCAGUUAAUUUGUCAUAAAUGAAACCCAUCGACUUUUGCAGAUGUGUGUCAUUUACAGAUGAAUAAUUUCUAUCAGCAAAGAGCCAGGUGUUGUAUACUAACAAAGACUAUUUUGGCUUGAAUUUUGAAGGACCAUUUCAGAAAUGAAAUGUGUAAAACUAUUCUACCAACAUGUUGUUAUUCUGCUAACAAAGACUUUUGUAUGAAAACCCACAGGCUGCUUAUUCUGACUUGCUCUUGCCAUGCUUGCCUUUGCCCCUUUAAAGGAUACAGAAGGAGAGAAUACCACCUUUUGGUUUCGUGGUUCAUUGAUUUAAUUUUUCUUGUUCCAUAAAGAGGAUGGAACUGCUCAACUCGCUGUCUCCUACUCUCCCCUACUUCCAUCAUGACAGCUGGCUUUCCACUGGUAGCAGCGUAAUGGCCAGCAACGUGACCAACAAAACUGACCCGCGCUCACUGAACUCACGAGUGUUCAUCGGGAACCUGAACACACUGCUGGUGACCAAGGCCGACGUGGAAGCCAUCUUUAGCAAGUACGGCAAGAUUGUGGGCUGCUCCGUUCACAAGGGCUAUGCCUUUGUGCAGUACUCCAAUGAGCGGAAUGCACGCGCUGCGGUGGCCGGCGAAGACGGUCGCAUGAUCGUGGGCCAGGUGUUGGAUAUUAACUUGGCGGGUGAACCCAAGCCUCACCGAUCGAAGAACAUCAAGCGCUCUGCGGGUGAUAUGUAUAGCUCGACUUUUGAUCUGGACUAUGACUUUCAGAGGGAUUACUAUGACAGGAUGUACUCGUACCCCUCCCGGGUGCCGCCGCCUCCUCCACCCCUGUCCCGGGCAGCGAUUCCAUCCAAGCGUCCACGGGUGAGUGCCAGUGGUGGAGGUGGCCGACGCACCAAGAGCAGUUUCUCCUCUUCCUCCAAAAGCAGCCAGAGAAUCUCCUCCUCCUCUUCACGAGCUGUAAAGGCAGAUGACCUGCAGACUAUAAAGAAAGAACUAACACAGAUCAAACACAAAGUGGACUACCUGCUGGAGAGCCUGGAGCGCAUGGAAAAGGACCACAGCAAGAAGUCAGAAGGGAAAAGUUUGAAAUCAGAGCCGGGGGAAGUUUCCUCACUUCAGCACUCCAGCAGCUCCAGCAGCAAGAAAGACGAGAGCGGGAAAAGGGAGAGGGAGAGAGAGGCACCGGAACUUAACGACUCUGAAGAGGAGGGAGACUUGUUGGAGGAAGAGGAGGUGAAGAGUCGAGGGAGGGAGGAAGACAAUGAUGAUGAGGAGGAAGAGGGGGAGCAAGAAGAAGGAGAAGAUGAUGGUGAUAGCGCCAAUGGAGAUGAUGACUCGUAGAUGCAGCAAGAGACGCACGGCUUGCAUGCACAUGGUCCCGUAAAAAAAACAAAUCAGCUGAUCUCACGAUACCUAGCACACAGGAGUGAAACAGAGUAGAACAAAAUUGUACAAACUUUGCUGUCAAUCCACAUGCCUUGUACAGACACCUUUCUGAUCCAUACUCUUCAUUAAUCUGUAUGCAAACUACUGGCUAUACUAAAUCUGUCAUGCAUCUUUCAUCUACAGUCACCUCCCACCGUUUUCUUCAGCAGAUGUUAUGUUUUGUUCUUCUCCUACCUGCUUUUAAUGUAGUGGCUACCAGCCUUCCUACUCUUUAAAAAGCAUGAAGUGAAGGCAGAUGUCCUCAUUUCAGAACCAGUACAACUGCAGUAAAAAGGUCAGGGAAGGAAAAGAGUAAGGAGGAGAGAGGCAGUUACAUUCAUUGAACAAAAAAACCUGUGUUGCAUGAUGGCUGGUUACUUUACGGAAUGUCUGUGAUGUGUUGCAGUUGUUUCUUUUGGCCAGUAGGUGGCAGUAAGAGACAAUGGCUUUGUGUCUGUUUACUGUAUUUAAGGGAAAUAGGAUUUGUAUAGUUAAACUGUUUUACAUUUUUGAAAAAUGGUAGUUAUCAGAUUUCUGUUGAACAGCAGUUUUUUUCCUUCGAAUAGUGAAGAUUUCUGUAAUUAUAUGGAAAACUAUAAAGUACUUUGAAUUAUCCAAAUUCUCUGUAAUGCAGCGACUUCAUGUUGUUUUUUUAUUUAAAUUUGUUUUGUUUCAAGUGUGACAAUAAAUUUCAAUAAGCUUUCCAUA
Molecule: messenger RNA, 3823 nt
Organism: Paramormyrops kingsleyae
Lineage: Eukaryota; Metazoa; Chordata; Actinopteri; Osteoglossiformes; Mormyridae
Gene: hnrnpcb
Product: heterogeneous nuclear ribonucleoprotein C
Cellular component (GO): nucleus
Molecular function (GO): RNA binding
Source: RefSeq, a predicted model, not a curated record